Cavenderia fasciculata is the source of this 3726-nucleotide messenger RNA. RefSeq names its product putative polyketide synthase (gene pks44). The record is from RefSeq and is a predicted model, not a curated record. Gene Ontology annotation, molecular function: 3-oxoacyl-[acyl-carrier-protein] synthase activity. Bases 1 to 3726 code for a protein of 1241 amino acids. Lineage: Eukaryota; Evosea; Eumycetozoa; Acytosteliales; Cavenderiaceae. The transcript has 3 exons. Gene Ontology annotation, biological process: fatty acid biosynthetic process.
AUGGAACAUUCUAGAUUAUUAGAUAAUCAUAUUGAUAAUGAUUAUAGUGAUGAUGGAGUAGCAUUGGUUGGUAUUGGAUGUAGAUUACCGGGUGGAUCAAGAACCGGUCAAGAAUUCUAUGAACAGUUGUUGGGAGGGUUGAAUGCAUUCGUGUCGGUGACUCCAGAACGUUGGAGCAAGACAUAUGCCGACCAAGGACUGAUUGCAUCUGACAAGGCUGCCUUUGUCGAUUGGAACGAGUGGAUGCAUUUUGAUAACUCGUUCUUUGGUAUUCUACCCAAGGAUGCUGCCAUGGUUGAUCCCCAAGUACGUCUCUUUUUGCAUGUCGUGUGGGAAGCAUUGGAAGAUGCACACAUUGACCCUGCCUCGAUCAGAGGGAGCAAAACAUCGGUGUUUUUAGGUCAAAUGUUUGAUGCUGUCACCAAUAUGCAGACUAGAAACUUUGCAACCAUGACUCAUGCCUCGAGAUACGGUCGUUCAGACACUGCAAUCAAGGCAUCGUACCACUAUGAUUUCAGAGGAGAGUCCAUUGCCGUCGACACUGCCUGUUCAUCGUCUUUGGUGGCCGUAUUGAUGGGUGUAGACACCAUUCGCAAAGGAGAGAGUGAUAUCUCGAUCGUCGGAGGUACCAAUGGUAUUUUUGAACCGACAAACUCUGCCGCCUUUACUAUGAUGAGUAUGCUUGGCAAAAAGGGUCGUUGUGCUCCAUUUGACGAGGAUGCCGAUGGGUAUUGUCGUGGUGAAGGUGUUGGUGUGGUCGUGCUCAAACGUCUCUCCAAAGCUAUUGCCGACAAUGACGAUAUUUAUUGUAUCAUCAAAGGUGGUAAUUGCAACGUUGAUGGUAAUUUUGAAAAAUCAUCACCCACUGCACCAUCGCCAGCCGCUCAACAAGUCAAUACUCUUGAAGCAUUGAAUAAGGCUGGUGUAUCUCCAUCUGACAUUUACUAUGUCGAAUGUCAUGGUACUGGAACACCCACUGGUGAUCCACUUGAAAUGGCUGGUAUCGCCAAUGUUUUUAGAGGAUCACAUUCAAAAGAGGAACCACUCAGAGUCGGAUCGAUCAAAGGUAACAUUGGACACACUGAAAGUACAGCAGGUGUAGCAUCACUCAUCAAAUGUGCAAUGAUGGUAAAGAAUAGAAUGUUGAUCAAGAAUAUUCAUUUCAACAAACUCAAUCCAAAGAUUGAUCUACUCGGUGGUGAAAUUAAAAUUGUAUUGGAAAAUGAACCAAUCCCAACUGACCUAGAUAAACCAAUCCGAAUGGGUAUUAAUUCUUUUGGUAUUACUGGUAGUAAUUCUCAUUUAAUUAUUGAAGAGUAUAAAAAGAAAGAAGAAAAAGAAGAAACAAAGCAAGAUCAAACAAUUCAUUCAAAUGAAUACUUGAUACCAUUUUCAACAAAUAGUAAAAAAUCAAUUGAUAAAUAUAUUGAAAAGAUUAGAGACAAUGUUGAUCAAUAUAAAGAGAAAAUGUCAUUUGAAGAUUUUGUUUCGAUGCAAACACAAUCAAAAACAACUCACCCAGUUUGUCAACGAGUAUUGGUUGCCAAUGAUUGGGAUUCAUUCAAGGAUGGAAGUGUCCGUACAUUUGAAAAAGAAACAUCAUUUGCAUCAAAUAUUUCACAAUUGGGUACUAAAAAGGAGACGUCAGUUGUGAUGGUAUUCUGUGGUCAAGGUGCGCAAUGGAGUGGAAUGGGUGAAAAACUUUACAACCAUUAUCAAGUAUUCCGUGAAUCUGUCGAUCAUGUAGAUCAAUUAUUAUCACAAUACUAUCAAUACUCUAUUAUUGGUAGACUGAGAGAACAGACAAAUGCAGAUAGUAAAAUGAUUCAUCAUCCAAUCCUUGCUCAACCUUCAACAUUUAUCAUUCAAGUUGCUUUGGUAAAGUUGUAUAAACAUUUUGGUAUUAUUCCUUCAACUGUUGUUGGUCAUAGUUUUGGAGAUGUAACAGGAGCAUGGUGUUCAGGAUUAAUAUCAUUGGAAGAAGCUUGUAGAAUUGUUUAUCAUCGUAGUGUUGCUCAAAAUCAAACAAUUGGAAGUGGUAGAAUGUUAUCAGUAUCUUUAUCAUUUGAUAAAUAUAAAGAAAUGUUCAGUAAACAAGAUCUAUUUGAUCAAGUCCAUGUUGCAUGUUACAAUUCAGCUGAAUCAAUUGUAUUGGCAGGAAAUGAAGAUCAAUUAAAAUCUAUUGAUCAACAAUUGAAAAAUGAUAAUAUAUUUAGUGCAUUCCUUGGUACACCUUGUGCAUUCCAUACUCCAACACAAGAACAAACAAAGGAUUACAUCUUUAAACAUUUGGACAACCAGAUAGAGUAUCAAUCAGAACAACCAAAGAUUAAAUACUUUUCAACAACAACUUCAAACCAAAUUACAUCAUCCUCUUCUUUCAAUGCACAAUACAUUUAUGAUAAUUUAAGAUUACCAGUAUUAUUUGAACAAACUAUUAAUAAUAUUGUGGCUAGUCAACAAGCAGGUGAUAAUCUUUUAUUUUUAGAAAUUGCACCACAUUCAACAUUAUCAUUUUAUUUAAAGAAUUUGACAACCAACUCAACAACAGUAUUAUCACCAUUAAAUAGAAAAAAGGAUGAGGUUGAAUCAAUUCAAUCUUGUCUUUCACAACUUUGGUUUAAUAAUGUAAAUGUUGCAUUCAAGAAUCAAUUAUCAUCAAGUGACAGUGAUUGGAAGAAUAGAACAAGACAUUUACCAAGAUAUCAAUGGGAUACUGAAUACUUUUUAGAUGAACAAGCAGAGUAUAGAAAGAUUCGUUUGGAAGGUAUUUCAACCAAUCUUUUAGGUAUCGCUGAAAACCCAUCGGUUCAUGUUUAUGAAGCAGGUAUUGAUAUCAACAGACCAUCAUAUCAAUAUUUAAAGGGACAUCGAGUAAAAGGAAAAUACUUGUUCCCAGGAACUGGAUACAUGGAACCAAUUCUAUUGGCAUUCCCAGGCAAAGAUAUUAUCAUUCAUAGAUUGAAUUUUAUCAAUGCAUUCUUUUUAAAAGAAGGAGUUCAAUCAAGACUAAGAACAACAUUUACCAGCUCUUCAUCGACAGAGUAUACAUUCAAAGGUGAAUACUUUGAUAAUCAAGCUCAGAAAUGGAUCAAAUCGGCAGUUGGUAGAAUAUCAGUUCAAACUCCAUCAUCGUCACCUCCUCAACAUGCUUAUCCAAGCGUCGAACAACUACGUAAAGAAAAGUACAAUGUUGCCACGAUGACUCACAAUGAAGUCUAUGAAAAGUUGAUAAAGGUUGGUCUUCCCUAUGCUGGAUCAUUCAAACGUGUACAAAGAAUCGAUUUCAACAAGGAUCGUGGUAUCAUGACCGAGGUUGAUGUCAAACCAAAAGAUCGUUUUGAAGAGGAGAAUACCAUUCUCAAUUCAUCGGUACUAGAUUGUAUUCUUCAUGGAGGUAUUGUUAAUUUCCAAGGAGAAGCACCUAAUUGUGAAAUGGUUGCUGAUCGUGUGCGUUCAGUUCACGUAUAUGCCAAUAACAUACCAAAGGUUGGACAAGCCACCUCAUUGUAUUGUAUCUCUCGUGGUACCAUGACACAGCGAGGAAAUGAAUGUAUGGCUUCCUAUGAUGUCAUUGAUCAAGAUGGUAAUGUGAUUGCAUUUAUUGGUAAAGUUGCUAUGUGUUCACUUACCAAAGUAGUAAAAACAUAUCAGCCAAAGAUCCAUCUCAACACAUCAAAGAAUCAUUUAUUCAACCAAAACAAUCACCUCAAAUCAUUAAUAUGA